GCGUUGACCGUAAAUACCGGGAAAAGGAGUAGGCAACGCCUUCUUUAUCAAUUCGGAGACGGAGAAAAGAAAAAACAAGGACCCAGAGAGGCUUAGGUCAUCCUUCCCCGAAACAUCUUAAACUCCUCGUAAGAAAAAGAAAAGAAAAUUCUUCUAUAACUCUCUCUCUACGAGGUGUUUAAGUAUAUUUAUUCCAUCCAAUUAGAUUUCUUUUUUUAGAUUUGGAUUUUAGGAAUAAUUGUAUAAAUCAAUUGGGAAAAGAAAAAGGAUAAGAGUUGAUGGACGGAAUAAUGAAUAAGCUCAGGAAUUUAGAUGCGUACCCUAAAAUAAACGAGGAUUUCUACAGCCGUACACUCUCCGGUGGCGUUAUCACUCUCGUCUCCUCCGUUGUUAUGUUCUUUCUCUUCUUCUCCGAGCUCCGAUUAUAUCUGCAUGCUGUGACUGAAACAAAGCUUGUGGUAGAUACUUCAAGAGGGGAAACUCUACGCAUCAAUUUUGAUGUCACAUUUCCUGCUCUUGCAUGCUCAAUCCUCAGCCUUGAUGCAAUGGACAUCAGUGGAGAGCAACAUCUUGAUGUGAGACAUGACAUAAUUAAGAAAAGGUUAGAUGCACAUGGCAAUGUUAUAGAAUCGAGGCAAGAUGGAAUUGGUGCUCCCAAGAUUGAGAAGCCUUUACAGAGGCAUGGUGGCAGGCUCGAGCACAAUGAGACGUAUUGUGGUUCAUGUUAUGGUGCGGAAGCGUCUGAUGAUGAUUGUUGCAACUCCUGUGAGGAUGUUCGUGAAGCAUACAGAAAGAAAGGUUGGGCUUUGUCAAAUCCAGAUUUAGUUGACCAGUGUAAGAGAGAGGGUUUCCUUCAGAAGAUUAAGGAUGAAGAAGGUGAAGGGUGUAAUAUAUAUGGCUUUUUAGAAGUUAAUAAGGUGGCAGGGAAUUUUCAUUUUGCACCUGGGAAAAGCUUUCAGCAAUCAAAUGUUCAUGUACAUGACUUGCUGGCAUUUCAAAAGGACAGUUUUAAUAUAAGUCACAAGAUCAAUAGAUUAGCUUUUGGAGAUUACUUCCCUGGUGUUGUGAAUCCUCUUGAUGGUGUUCAUUGGACACAAGAACAACCAAGUGGGAUGUAUCAGUACUUUAUCAAGGUUGUACCUACUGUGUAUACAGAUGUGAGUGGACACACUAUCCAGUCAAAUCAGUUUUCUGUAACAGAGCAUUUUAAGGGUGCAGAGAUAAAUCGUCUUCAGUCCCUCCCAGGAGUUUUCUUCUUUUAUGACCUUUCACCUAUCAAGGUCACUUUCACAGAGCAGCAUGUCUCAUUCUUGCACUUUCUAACAAAUGUGUGUGCUAUAGUUGGAGGUGUUUUCACAGUUUCGGGAAUAUUAGACUCUUUUAUAUACCAUGGUCAAAGAGCAAUUAAGAAGAAAAUAGAAAUCGGUAAAUAUAGCUGAUGAUAGAUCUAGGUAGCAUGAGUUGUUGCUGUUUUGUCUGCCAGGAACUGGUGCUUGGGAAAAAUCAAACCGAGUAAAUGAGAAGAUGAUUGCGAUGCAGUACCGGUUCAGUUGUUAGCUUCUUUGUAAUCAUGACUGAAAUUUUGUUUUGACGCAUUCCAUGGUUGAUUUAGACUGAUUUAUAUAGUCUAGUUGUGGAUGAUGCCUCAUCGCAAUUAGUUUUUGUAGCCUUGAAAUCAAAGAGUCCUAAAACAGGCUUUGGAUAUGAAUACAUGUUUGAAAUGAAAAGGGUGAGUGUUGGAGAAUCAGAAUUCGGAAA
Theobroma cacao (cacao) is the source of this 1758-nucleotide messenger RNA. RefSeq lists its product as uncharacterized. Gene Ontology annotation, cellular component: endoplasmic reticulum; COPII-coated ER to Golgi transport vesicle. Lineage: Eukaryota; Viridiplantae; Streptophyta; Magnoliopsida; Malvales; Malvaceae. The record is from RefSeq and is a predicted model, not a curated record.